This is a messenger RNA of Oenanthe melanoleuca, 5795 nucleotides long. RefSeq names its product COP9 signalosome subunit 8 (gene COPS8). The record is from RefSeq and is a predicted model, not a curated record. Gene Ontology annotation, cellular component: COP9 signalosome. The transcript is spliced from 8 exons. Gene Ontology annotation, biological process: COP9 signalosome assembly; protein deneddylation. Bases 12 to 704 code for a protein of 230 amino acids. Lineage: Eukaryota; Metazoa; Chordata; Aves; Passeriformes; Muscicapidae.
CCGAGGGGGAAAUGGCUGGCGCCGGACGUGACGUCAGAGCGCGGGCGCCUGAUGCGGGCGGGCGGCGCCGUGAGGGGAAGAUGCCGGUGGCGGUGAUGGCCGAGAGCUCCGUGAGCUUCAGGCGGCUCCUGGAGCAGUGCGAGACGCAGGAGCUGGAGGCCCCUGGAGGAAUUGCCACACCCCUCGUUUAUGGCCAGCUGCUGGCUCUGUACCUGUUGCACAAUGACAUGAACAAUGCACGUUAUCUCUGGAAAAGAAUCCCUCCUGCCAUCAAAUCUGCAAAUGCUGAACUUGGUGCAGUUUGGUCAGUGGGACAAAGAAUCUGGCAGAGGGACUUCCCAGGAAUCUACACAGCAAUCAGUGCCCAUCAGUGGUCUGAGACUAUCCAGCCAAUCAUGGAAGCACUCAGAGAUGCGACCAGGAGACGAGCCUUUGGACUGGUUUCCCAGGCUUACACAUCAAUAGUUGCAGAUGAUUUUGCAGCCUUUGUUGGCCUUCCUGUAGAAGAAGCUGUGAAAGGUGUGCUAGAGCAGGGCUGGCAAGCAGACUUUGCAACUCGCAUGGUGAUGCCGAAAAAGCCGGGUGUGCUGGAAGCUUCCUUUAACAGAUUUAUUCCUUCAUCAGAACCUGCUCCGGUCCCACCAAUUCCCAAUGAGCAGCAGUUGGCCAGAUUGACUGACUAUGUGGCUUUCCUGGAAAACUGAUUACCCUGCUCCUGUGUUCAGAACAACUUGGGAAUCCUGUGUACUGACAGUUUUAGAUCUAAGAUUUAUUUUAUUCCGUAUCUGUUAAAUGUUGCAGCAUCCCCCACUCAGAAGUGUGAAGCAUACAGAUUAUGUCAGCCCACUCCUGUUUUGCCAAAGCCCAGCUAGCAGUAAAACAAUCCUUUAACUCCUGCAAUAUUUAUUCAGUAGGUACACAAGCAUACACAGCAGUAUUACAUAGUACAGGUUUGUUUUUUUUAAUUGACUCAAAGCAGGACCUUUUUCAGGUGUGUUAGAAACGGAGAAGAAACAAUUCUCUGGUGAGUACUGCAGUGCUUAGCACAGAUCUAUUGCAUGUUGAACCAGAGGACAGAGAGUGGAAGACUGCCCAGCCUGUAUGUACAGAGAGGAAAUAUUUUGAUGAAAGUGAAAAAAAACAAUUUUGCAGUAACUCUCUAGCAAAUAUUUUUGUGGCAUAUUUAUAAUUGAUUUCUUUUUUCUUGUUCUUUCUGGAUUGUUUAAUCUUCUUGUUCUGAUGUGAGAAAUUUCACAUCAGGCAUAUUUUUACAAGAGAAUAAUUGUUUAACGAAGACAAAUCUAUGAUUUGAGGAAGUAUUUUGACUUUUGGAAGGUUUUAUUUGAGUGACAUAGCACGCCAGAUGUUUUCCUGCGUAACCCUACACCUUGAGACCUGUCACAUCUUGCUCCAUUUCAGUACACUGGGCCAGGAUAUGCAAGAAAUAACAAUUCUUACCUGUCUUUAGCUUUCUGGGUUACUUCUGCCGUGAUUGGAGAGGAAUUUCAAGGUUAGAGUAGGAGCAGAGCCCGGCUGGGAGGAGGGUGUUGCAUUGUGCUGGAGUGUCAGUUUGAAGAAUUCUCUGUCAGAGUAGUGCUCUGUUAAUCUUUGAGCUGAGAGUGGAUUUUGGAAGCAAGCAUGAAUUCUUUUGCCAUUUGUGUUACGUUGGUGAAAAGGCUGUGGAGAAAGAUUGGUGCUUUAAAGGACAGUGCUUGUCUCCAUUUACUUCUCCCCCCUUUCUGAAAUCCUACCCAGAGGUUCCAUGGAAGCUGGCGAGUGUGCCCUUGUGUUGUGAUUGUUUUUCCAGUGUGCACUGCCUACUGUACAUUCUCUUGGUGAGGGGGUGUUAGCAGGGAGGAAUUACAAACUGUGCUCUGCUGCCUUGAGAGCUCCUUUGAUAUGUAAACACUUUUUCAAAAUGAUUAUUUAUUGAUACCCACCUAAGACUUGGAUUGCUAAAUUUAUCUUCAGUGAUAUUAAAGAACAUGUUUACAGUGACCUUGUGUGCUUGACUUUUUAAAUUUUCUGCAGAAUAAAGGUCCAGUUUGAUUAGUUUUUAAAAUUAAUUCUUGCUGGUCUAAUUUGGAUAGGGAUAUUUAAGGAUUAAUGCAAUAUUUUAUGCCUCGACAGCUUUGUGUGCAGCAAUUGUAUGGUGGUAUAUUUAAAAAAAACACUGGUACCUCUCAGAUGUCUUAAAAUACUCUUUGGUGUAAGAAUUUGAGCAGCUGAGGGAAGAUUCCCCUCCUGUGUUUGUAUUGUGCAUGUCUGCACUUGGUAGCACACAGCCCUGCUUGGAGAAAUGAAACCUAGACAUAAUUAAAGGAUUAUUAUGUACUCAGUGAAUGGUGAUAGGAGGGGAGCAAUGUGGACACUGACAGUCUGUGUCUGUCUCAAAUCUAGUAUCAAGUCUAUGUCAAAUACAGUAAGUUUGAUCCUGUCCUAAUAAGUUGGUAACUGUAAUUUGUGGUCUGCUGUAAAAUUUAAUCUGAGGCAUUAACUCAUUACUUGCCUCUAGUACCGUGUUCCCAGCCACACUUUUUACCUUGAUUCUUUGGAAUCCAAACUAUUUCAUAUGAAUUUCAUCCUCAUUGCCCUUAUCCUGGUUUCUGAUUCACUAGUACCUGUCUUCAGAUGAGCAGCUUUGAGCUUUGCUUUCCAGAGCCCUACCUUGGGAAACAUUGUGUGAAGUAUUUCCUAAAGUGGCAUCUUCAGGCAUUUGAAUCCUUGCCUGGCUUGCACUAACCCUGUGCUUUCGCCUCAACAAAGAGGAAGUAUUUUUUGCUGUUUUAAUUGAAGCAAUUGGUGUGGGUUUUGGAGUUUUUCCAAGUACAGUGCUGAGUGGGAGGACCUUUGAGUUAAGAAACAAUUCAGUUGGGAACAGAGGUUCAUGAAGGGUUUGGAAAAAAGGAACUCAAUUCUAGUUUCAGUUUUCCAUUUCAUCUGCACCCCACACGUAAUGGAACAUCGUUUCUUGGCAUUUUAUUACUUCUCCCAUAUGGGUCAGCAGUGCUCAUUUACCCACAGUUCCAGUCUCUGUAGGAAAAGCUACUUGACCUCCAAGGUGAUUAAAACAGGAGAAACGGAGUGGGGAAGCAGAAGAGCUGAGCAUCCCUUCCUGCUGAAGAUCCACAUGGAAACCUGUGGGCUUUAAUUACAAAUCCUGACAGACUUUCCAUAUCUCAUCAGAGCUGCCAGUAAUGCAUUGAAGAAAGCGAAAGCAGAAUGCGCGUGUACAAAAAGUGUCUGUAGCCAUUGCAGGAGAGCAGUUUGGAUGUUGCUCUAAGUCUGUUUUAGCCUGGGGUAGAUGCAAAAAAACCUGUGUAAGACACUAGGGGACAUCUGGAAGAAGUUCUUGGGUGAGCAUUUGGUUCUCCCUGUGUCCUACCCUGCAGGAGUGGGCUGGACCAUCACCCAGACAGCACAUUGCUGUGUUCUCCUAGGAAGGACUGUCUGGGCUGGCUGGCUUGGCAAAAAAGCAAACAAUCCCAAACAAACCCAAAAGAUAAGCUUUUUUGUUUAGUGUCAGUUUUUGUAAUUGACUUUCAACGGACCAUGUGAAGGCAAAUGAGUUGCUGUUUUGAGAUGGGAAGCAGAUUUCCAAAUAUUUUAUGUCCUUGGGUCAUGCCAAUUGACUUGGGAAGUUUAUAAUUUUAUUUGUCACUACUUGUGUUGAACAAAGGGAAGUAAUGUGCCUUCCUGGUUUCCUGAAUUUAGGGAUAUUAAAUGCCAGAUUCUUCUGUGCCUUCACAGCAAAGAACCUCAGGUUUGGGAUGCCUAGGCAGUGUGGCACAACUGGGUGUAAAUGAAGUCAGAGAACAGGUUAAGCUUUAAGAAUCAAGAUCCUACCAAUUCCAAGGCAGGAAAAGUGGAUACCUCUCUCUUGAAUGUGUUCUCAUCUAAUCAGAUGAGACUGGGAAGAAAGGGAAGUUUUUAGCAGUAGGAAUCCAAUUUGGCUUUGCCAUGUGAGCCUUUUGUUACAGAACUGAUGCCUGGAAAGGAUAAAUGACAGAAACUAACACUGCUGAAUUGUGACCAGCAUCUUUGUGUUGUAACAGCCCCUCAAAGCUGAGGUUGGUGUAAAAGUAUGCAAUGAGAAUCCACAUGAUGUGACAACAGGGUAGAUCAGUGACUGCACCAAGACCCGGAUUUGGCCUCUGAUCCCCAAGGAAGGACACAUUUGUGUCUCAGCUGUUUGUGAUCUGAUGGGUAUUUGGGGUAUGAAAUACGCUUUAUCGCUUUCUUUUCAAGUAGCAUUGAGCCUGUGUCAGGUAGCACAUACCAGCUCUGAGAGCUAUCCUGAGCUUUACAAAGUGAGGAUGAUGAUGUCAACACUGUGCUGUCCGAUGCUAAUUGGCAUCUGUGUUUAGACUGAGUUUAUGGAUUAACAUCUGGGACUUAAGUACCACACAGAAGGAAAGUCUCACUCCAUAAAUCACACCUGCAGCAAAACAAAGGGAACUGUAUUUAGUUCAAACAAUUUACUGGAUUCCAACUUGUGUGUGUUGCACUUUGAGCCUGGCACUGGGGCUGCCUUGCCCUUAAAAGAAUUAGUACUUGGAAACAACUGAUGCCUAAAAGUAUUUACACUUUUAAGAAUUACUUGGCUGCAUAAGUAUUAAUUGCUUCCAGGUAUUUAAUGCUUAAUAAAAAUGUUUCUGUGGUAAAUCACUACCAUAGAAUGGUAGCCUACAAGCCCACAAAAUGGGCUCAGCCUUGAUCUGAUGGGUCAGCAGUGCUGAAGAAGUAGCAGAUGCUGAGUAAAAGUAGGGACUCUUGUGGCUGAGAUUCAGGGGUGGAGGGAAGCUCUUUGAGGAGCUCUGUGAGGAGAUGGCCCAGUUCACAAGCUCAGGCUUUGCUACUAGAAGAUCCUGCUUUGCUCUUGCUGGAGGCCAUUCCCUACCAGUGCAUGGCCCUCCAUUGUUCCUAGAUCAAGUCGGAUGGACCUGUGGCCACAAGUCUGUCCCAUGUCCAUCUGACAGCAGAAAACAGCAGGACAUGGCUGCUUCCAGCAGGUCUUGGCUGCUCCUUCACAGUGCUGCACCAUAAUCAGAGACACAGAACAGCUUUUCCUCCCAGUUAUCCCUAUUCUCUGCACUUCCCCAUGUGUCUGCCUUGAUGUUCACUGGGGAAAUUCCCUGUUUCUGGCCAUACAUUGCCAUACUCAGCAGGCACCCAGCUGUGUUUGGACAUGAGCUGCCAUAGCCAGGCAUGCAGCAACUGGGGCACAGAAUGUCAGGCUGGGCAGAGUGUUUAUUUCCAGAACUCCAGAGUGUCAGAAAAUCACAGGGAAGCAUGACAGUAUCUGUGUGCAAUCUAGUUGUCCUGGUGAGAGGAAUGUUACAUUUGUCUUUACAAAUAAAUUGUAAAUCUGUUGGUAGAUAAAGUUAGCACCUAGAGAUAAAAGAAACAAUGGGAGGGAUUACACUGAUUGGUGAAUGGAAAAAGAGAUUUGCCUUUACAAACAAACUGUAGGUUUGCUGGUAAAUGAAAUUGGGUAACAGAAGAUGAAAGAAGCAACAGGGGGGGGAAACUAUGAAUUCUACAAGAAUUAAAAAUUAAAAGGGAGGGUUAUACAUUAGAGGGGAAUGUCAGGUGUCAGGCGUUCCGGGAAGUCUGUGCCUCUCGAGUACCUCAGCCAAUGGGGAAAGAGAGAGGGAAAAGCGGCCGGGAAAUUAGGAUAAAAAGGGAGGCUGCGUCCUCCAAAAAUUCGAGAGAUCCCAGGGGAAUGCCCCAUGGCCUCUCCCUUUAUUCGAAUAAAGCAAAAAGGACUCCUCUGUCUCCUUUUUGGACAUAAA